Molecule: messenger RNA, 629 nt
Organism: Ilex paraguariensis (yerba mate)
Lineage: Eukaryota; Viridiplantae; Streptophyta; Magnoliopsida; Aquifoliales; Aquifoliaceae
Source: the annotation of a GenBank genome assembly
AUGUAAAUAUUCUAUUAUACAUCCAAAUGCGGGGUCAAAAAGAGUUUUCAGAAUUUGGAGGAGGGGUUUCAGAAUUUGUUGGGGGUAGGUUUCAAAAUUUGGGGGAGGGUGGUUUCAGGAAUGGGCGAGAUGGGUGCGCAUGAAACAGAUAGGGAGAAAUCACAGAGUUUGGUGUGCAAACCCGUUACGUGAAGAAUCGUCCGAUUGGGCUGUAUGCAACGAGAAGAAGAACAACUUCAGACGAUCUUCUUUUGUGCUUCUCCAGCUGCGAGUGAACCCAAUGGACGAGCAACUCUUCAGUCUGUAUACCUGGUUCACAGCAGCAAGAGGAGGGGGAGAUGUGGCGAGCAACUUCUUCUCUCCAAAUUUGGCGAGCAAUUUGGCUUCCUGGAUUUUGGCGAGCUGAAUAGCUAAAGCGUUGGAGAACACGAUUUGAAAUUUUGCUCGCUUGAAUGGCUAAAAGACUCAAAUGGCGAGGGGCCUCGGAGAUGCUCUUACUACCUGGAGUUAUCCAUCUCUCCAUACCACUACCCACCUAUCCCCGGAGGUCAGACUCUCUCUCUCUCUUUCUCUCUCAAUAAUGAUUAGAAACUAAAAACAUAAUUAAUAAUUUUAAUUUUUCAUGGGAA